AAGAAGAACGACUAAACUUGAUCAGUGCGUUUUCUUCCAGCGGUGCAGUUUUCAGACGGCCCCUAAUGUCUCACAUUCCGGUGUCCAGUUGAAGCAACAUUAUCAUUUUCCGGUGACUAUUUGAAUGAAAAUGACAUCGUAGCUGCUUUUCAUACAUUUACCGGAAUAUGGGCUUCUUCCUUUUAAAAUAGAAUUAAGUUUCGUUUGUGACUUGUAGCCUCCUUAAACCGGUUGCACAGGUAUAACAAACUGACAUUACUCCUCGGCGGCUCGCACCUUUACUGUCCGUACAUAUCUGUUCAAUCCGAGAUGAGAAAAAACGGCGCGUAUUCAUUUUUGUCAGUUUUGUCGUUCUUCGUCGUAUUGCUGUUCUUUGUUUUGUUCUUCUACUUUAUAUUUUACUCAAUGGCAGACGCACCAUAAGACGCAGAGAUUCACUUCUUUCAUGUUAGCAGCUAAGCUACACUGACUGGCUACUUACCCACACUGCACCGCUCUGUUGACAAGUCCCGCGAUCACAUGAUCAACCUGACCAGGAAGUAAGGAUCGCUGUACUUGGCCGCUCGUUCUGUUAGUGAAGUUGUGAUGGCAUCUGAAACCAGUGAAGCAGUGUCCUCCACUCCAGACCUCAAGCUGCAGUUUGCUCCCUUCAGCAGUGCUCUGGAGGCUGGCUUCUGGCACCAGCUCACUCAGAAGAAACUCAACGACUACAGAUUGGACGAAAGCCCUAAAUGUAUCAAAGGAUAUUACUACAAUGGUGACCCACUUGGUUUGCCCACCCGCCUGACGUUGGAGUUCAGUGCAUUUGAAGUGGACGGUCCGACACCAGCUCGUUGCUGUCCAGCUACAGGAACGCUGUAUAACACCAACACACUCGAUGCCUUUAAGACCACCGAUAAGAAGGCUCUGCUGGAGAAAGAGGCCAAGGAGAUAUGGGAUGCUAUACAUUCUGAGGCUGCGUUGAAGGACCCAUCCAUCCUCUGCAAAUUCAUUCUGCUGACCUUUGCGGAUUUGAAGAAGUACCAUUUCUACUACUGGUUCUGCUUCCCUGCCCUCUGUUUCCCAGAGGGAAUAAAGCUUGUCCAACAGCCGUCUGCCCUAGAACAAGUUUUCUCAGCAAAACAGAUUGCAGCCUUGCAGGAGGCCUAUGAUGGCAUGUGUAUCAAAAGAGAGACCACUGCAGUGCCUUACUUCCUAAUGAAGUACACAGAUGACACCGUUCAGAUGGUUCCACUCGAGGACUGGGACAUGUUCUUCACUGAUACUAAGAAGGUUACAGUGGGCGUCUAUGAUCCGUGUACUCUAUCUCAACAUCCGGGCUGGCCUCUGAGAAACCUGCUGGUCCUCUUAGCUUACCGAUGGGGCUCUAAGCUGGACACAGUGGAGGUGCUGUGUUUCAGGGACCGAACUCUGCAGGGAAGCCGCUCCAUUCAGCACAGUGUCAUCUUCCAGAUAAAACUACCUGCUCUUCCCCUCAACUCUGCGUGCCCUAAGAGUGUAGGUUGGGAGAAGAACCCAAAGGGGGCAAUGGGACCCAGGAUGGUCAACCUCAGUGAAUGCAUGGACCCUAAAAGGCUUGCAGAGUCAUCAGUGGACCUGAACCUGAAGCUAAUGAGAUGGAGGCUGGUUCCUUCCCUGGACCUGGACAAGGUGGUCUCCACAAAGUGUCUUCUACUGGGAGCCGGGACUCUGGGCUGCAAUGUCGCCAGGACUCUCAUGGGAUGGGGAGUGAGACGCAUCACAUUUGUAGACAACGCGAAGAUCUCCUUCUCCAAUCCAGUUCGGCAGCCGCUCUAUGAGUUUGAAGACUGUCUUGGAGGAGGGAAGUCCAAAGCCUUGGCAGCUGUUGAGCGCCUCACCAAAAUCUUUCCUGGCGUGAAUGCAGAGGGUUACAAUAUGAGCAUCCCCAUGCCCGGUCACCCGGUGAAUUUCUCUGAGGCCACUCUUUCCCAGGCCCAGAGGGAUAUCGAGCAGCUGGAGAAGCUCAUUUCAGAACACGAUGUAGUCUUCUUACUAAUGGACACGCGGGAGAGCCGCUGGCUGCCUACAGUGAUAGCUGCAAGCAAGAGGAAGCUUGUGGUUAACGCCGCUCUAGGCUUUGACACAUUUGUUGUGAUGCGCCACGGCCUGAAGACACCCGCUGUCAGCCCGAGUGUUCCUGCAGGGGCAGACUCCUCCACUUCCUGCUCUUCUGCUUCCUCUUCGUCCUCCACACCGGCUGGCUCUGUGCCCGCCGUCCAAGGAUCCUCUCUGUUCUCCAACAUCCCAGGGCACAAGCUGGGCUGCUACUUCUGCAAUGAUGUUGUGGCUCCAGGAGACUCAACCAGGGAUCGGACUCUGGAUCAGCAGUGCACAGUCAGCAGACCAGGCCUGGCCAUGAUUGCUGGAGCUCUGGCUGUGGAGAUGAUGGUGUCCAUUCUGCAGCACAGUGAAGGAGGCUAUGCAGUGGCCAGCAGCAGUGAUGACAGAAUGAAUGAACCUCCCACAUCUCUGGGUCUCGUGCCACAUCAGAUCAGAGGCUUUCUUUCAAGGUUCGACAACGUCUUGCCUGCAAGCCUGGCCUUUGACAAAUGCACCGCCUGCUCACCCAUUGUCCUGGACCACUACGAGAGGGAAGGCUUCAACUUCCUGUCCAAUGUUUUUAAUUCUUCCCACUCAUUUCUGGAGGACCUGACAGGGCUGACACUGUUGCACCAGGAGACUCAGGCUGCGGAGAUUUGGGAUAUGAGCGAUGAUGAGAGCAUCUGAAGGACUGGAGGAGCAAACCCUGAGCCUGCGAAGGACUGAAGACAAUUCUCCUGCCGGGUUUGUUUGACAAAGGACAAGGGCUUUAGAUUAGACACAGAUUCUCAAACUCAAGUGUUCAAAACCAAGCAUACAAAAGCUUCUUCUGAAAAGUAGCUGAAAUAAAAGCUUUAAAAUUCCAAUUAGUCUUCACGUGGCAUCAAAAGCAGACCUUCUGAAUAGAGCGGUAAAAAUAAAUAAACGGCGAACGAUUCAGAUUUACUGCUAAAAUAUUCGGUGAAUGUGUGUUUUUCACUUGUGAGCUUGUAGUUAAUCUUCCACAUUGUGUGUAUAAAGCACUUGUAUUUACUGGAGAAUGUAUCUGUUUCUAUCACUUUAUGAUGUGAGACGAAACACUUUGUAUUUUUGUUUUUUGUCUAAAAAGCUUCACUGUUUAGUCACAGGUUCAAUCCCUCCCACAGUCUCUUCCAUCUACACAUUUAAUGGGUUUGCUGAGACAUUGACUAACUACAUCUGCUCGCUCAUUCAGUUUGCUGCAGAUAAAUUCUAAAAGUACAAAAACACAGUUGACAACUCAGCAAAUCCAUCAAUCUGUUUACUGGAGACUGUGAUGCAUACAGUACGGUUAAUACUAAAACCAGCACACUUGUGUUACUGUGCAACUGUGGCUUCUGACGUGGGAACUAUUUAGCGUUACUGUUUGACAACCUGGAGCCGACAACUGCACGGUUUAAUCUAAAGAAGAGCCUUCGGACAAACCGAAGGUCUGUGUGGUUCGUUCGUGUUGACGCAUGCACGUGUUUGUCUGUGCAAUUCAUGUUGCUUUUCUUACUCUACCGCGUGAUUUGUCUGAACUGAUAACAUGUACGAUAUUUGCAGUGUAACGACAUGUACAUUACAACAGCUGUUUGGCUAUUUAUGGAAGCCAAUAAGUGCAAUGUGAGAAAGAUCUGACAUUUAAAGGUUUUGUCAGAAUUGUGAGAAGAUAAUAAUAAUAAUUCCCAGAUAAACUCCGAGAAUUAUGAUUCUUUCUCAAAAAUUGAGAUUAAUGUUUUAAUUCUGACUUGGUUUUCAUAAUAGUAUUCUCAGCAGAGCUGUUUGUCAUUUUCCCUCUUCUGUAAGUAUUUAACCAAAAACUGGAAUAAAAUGUGUCUUUAUUA
Cottoperca gobio is the source of this 3905-nucleotide messenger RNA. It is a transcript of the gene atg7, whose product is annotated as ATG7 autophagy related 7 homolog (S. cerevisiae). NCBI's taxonomy places the organism in Eukaryota, Metazoa, Chordata, Actinopteri, Perciformes, Bovichtidae. Gene Ontology annotation, biological process: cellular response to nitrogen starvation; autophagy of mitochondrion; piecemeal microautophagy of the nucleus. The record is from RefSeq and is a predicted model, not a curated record. Gene Ontology annotation, cellular component: cytoplasm; phagophore assembly site. The transcript has 19 exons. Gene Ontology annotation, molecular function: Atg12 activating enzyme activity; Atg8 activating enzyme activity. The coding region runs from base 586 to 2748 and encodes 720 amino acids.